CCUCUUAUAGAAGACACCGGCUCAUCUCCCGCCUUCGUGCGCUACGCUGCAGAAGCUACAGUCUCUUUCGGCUCCAUUAGGUCUCAAGGUCUCAGAAAGUGAUUCAAAAUGCCAAUGACACUGGCUUACUGGGAUAUUCGUGGGCUUGCCCAGCCCAUACGUCUCCUGCUGGAGUAUACUGGGGAAGAGUUCGAGGACAAAUACUAUGUCUGUGGGGAAGCUCCAAACUAUGACAAGACCUGCUGGACUGAUGUAAAAAACAAACUUGGACUGGACUUUCCCAAUCUGCCCUACUUGCUGGAUGGAGACAGGAAGAUAACACAAAGCAAUGCUAUCAUGAGAUACAUUGCUCGUAAGCACAACAUGUGUGGAGAGACUGAGGAUGAAAAGGUUCGAGUGGACAUCAUUGAGAACCAGUCAAUGGACUUUAGAAAUGGGUUUGUGAGGCUGUGCUACACCAACUUUGAUGAGAUGAAGCCUGAUUACCUAAAGAUGCUUCCAAAUACACUAAAGCAGUUCUCAGAUUUCCUCGGAGAUCGAAAGUGGUUUGCCGGUGACAAGAUAACUUUUGUGGACUUCAUUAUGUACGAGCUGUUGGAUCAACACAGGCUCUUUGAUUCCAAAUGCCUGGAUGACUUCAAGAACCUCACAGACUUUUUAAACCGUUUUGAGGCUCUGGAGAAGAUUGCUGCAUACAUGAAGUCACCAAGAUUCAUGAAGGCUCCGAUAAACAACAAGAUGGCCAAAUUUGGAAACAAAUAGUAAAUAACAGUGCCUUUUAUGCCCUAGAAAAAUCAUGAAAAAUGUUAAUUAAUGAAACUGUCAAAUUAACACCAAAGUCAUGACUGGAAAAAAAAGUGUCAUUUUGCUCUCCAACUAGUAGAUUUGAUGGUGUUUAAUUGCGUAACAUGCCGUUUGUAAAACCAUUAAUGAUUUCAGAUUUGGGGCGGUCGGGACUAAUUUGUACUGAAACAUUUCUAAUGAAAGCACUUAUUGUUAGAAUUUAUAACCCUUUUUUUGACACAUUAAAGUGAAUUUUGUUCUGA
Pelmatolapia mariae (spotted tilapia) is the source of this 1046-nucleotide messenger RNA. RefSeq names its product glutathione S-transferase Mu 3-like. Gene Ontology annotation, biological process: glutathione metabolic process. Gene Ontology annotation, molecular function: glutathione transferase activity. The coding region runs from base 109 to 762 and encodes 217 amino acids. The transcript has 8 exons. NCBI's taxonomy places the organism in Eukaryota, Metazoa, Chordata, Actinopteri, Cichliformes, Cichlidae. The record is from RefSeq and is a predicted model, not a curated record.